AUGAUAAUCCUGAUUCUGAUCACUAUGACGCUGAUGACGGGCACCAUAGGUGAAGAAGUACCACUUUAUGACAAUACAACUUUCUCUAUAGAUGAAAUGCUUAGAAAUUCAGAGUGCUUUUUACCGAGAGAUGCCGGGCGAGGCAGUGCAAAGCUUCMUCGAUUUUUCUUCAAUGUAAACGAAACAAAGCAAUGUGAAAACUUCUUCUUUGGUGGAGCUGGAGGUAACCUUAACAACUUUAAAACCAAAGAUAUGUGUAAAGAAGUGUGUAUGUAUGUAUCAUCCAAUGAUUUCCGACCAAUUACUAAUGAAGACUUCCAAAAGAGCGCAAUAUGCUUUCUUCCCAAAUUGAAAGGUUAUGGGCCUCUAACCAUGUCUCGAUUCUUUUAYAAUCACAAAACUCGAACAUGUGAGCGAUUUCUGUAUGGUGGAAGCAUGGGCAACGCAAACAAUUUUUAUACUAAGGAAGAAUGCCAGGAAGUGUGUGGUGAUCGAAAACAGAAUCGAUUUAGUCAACCUUCCCCAAAUCAGAAGUCUCAAAAGAGCCAAAUAUGCUUUUUACCAAAAAUAGCUGGCUGGGGYCAAGUGAGCACGCCUCGAUUCUAUUUCAAUGCAAAAACAGGAAAAUGUGAACGAUUCAUGUUUGGAGGAGGAAUGGGCAAUGCAAACAACUUUCUUACAUUAAAAGAGUGCGAAGAAAUGUGCGCUGACCGAAAGAAGAACACGUUUAAUCAGCCAUGGCCAACCAAAAACGCCAACAARAAUGAAAUAUGCCUUUUGCCAAGAGUGGUUGGGCAGGGCCGUGAGAGAUUGCCUCGAUAUUAUUUCAAUCCUGAAAAGAGAAAAUGCGAACGGUUUAUUUUUAGAGGAGGCACAGAUGGCAAUGCCAAUAAUUUUUUCACCAAAGAAGAGUGCGAGAAAAMUUGCGCUGAUCGAGAAACAAAUUCAUUCAAGCAACCAUUCCCGACAAAAAACGAGAAAAAGAACGAAAAAUGCUAUUUACCCAAAAUUGUUGGUCAAGGAAAUGCAAGAAUACCUCGAUUUUACUUCAAUGUCAACAUUGGAAAGUGUGAACWGUUUAUUUUUCGUGGAAACAAGGGAAAUGCUAACAACUUUGAAACAAAAGAGGAAUGUGAUGAAAUGUGUGMSAWUCCAAGAAAAAGUCCRUUCAGUCAGCCAAUGCCACCCAACAACGACAAAAGGAACGAAGUAUGCUUCUUACCAAAAUUGGUUGGYCAGGGCAGUGCAGAAAUGUAUCGAUAUUACUUCAAUGCUCAAAGUGGAAAAUGCGAACAGUUUGUUUUUAGAGGAAACAACGGUAACGCUAACAACUUUGAAAGCAAAGAGGAGUGUAAAAACAUGUGCAGGAUUCGAGAACAGAUUUUUAUGCAACCUGCACGAAAUAAAAAAAUCAAAAGGAGCGAAAUAUGCUUUUUACCAAAAAUGGUUGGUGAGGGACGUGCUAAAAUACGUAGGUUCUAUUUCAAUGCACAAAGUGGAAAGUGCGAAAAGUUUAUUUUUGRAGGAGGUAAAGGAAAUUAUAACAACUUCGAGACCAAGGAGGCGUGCAAGAUUAUGUGCAUUUAUCAUGGUUAAARUGCAUCUAGUCAGCCACAUUUGUCCGAGGACCUCACCAAAACCGAGAAGCUGUAACCCCCUCCCCCUCCCCGCCUUUAAUAAUUUUUUGAAUUUCAAUAAAACACUGAUAUCUAUACCUUUUGGCAGUAUCAAGUAACAUUUUCCACUGUAAAAGUAUGUUUUUGAAGCUCCCCAAAAUGCUUAGAAUCGCAUUUCCGAUUUAUCCAGCCUUAAGUGGUUGUUAGCCCCCUCAACCGAAAAUAUGCUCCGCCGUCCAUGUGGUUUGACAGUAMSUCUAAAUAACAUAAAAAACAACACGGCYGCUCAUGUUGGUUGUAAACAUUACAUAAAUAGUUAGAGUGACAAACACACUGCGCCCAAAGGGUACCGAAAUAGACYACAAACCUUCGAUUUCGAUAUUUAAACGUAUCAUAACGUAUAAGUGAGGMCGGUUUUCACUCACAAGGAAACAAUCAAAUAUCAAUAUUUUUUUAGUUUAAUUAAUCAAACCAAGUGAUAAGUUGCAUGAU
Molecule: messenger RNA, 2108 nt
Organism: Exaiptasia diaphana
Lineage: Eukaryota; Metazoa; Cnidaria; Anthozoa; Actiniaria; Aiptasiidae
Product: papilin
Exons: 2
Coding region: 1-1596 (531 amino acids)
Molecular function (GO): serine-type endopeptidase inhibitor activity
Source: RefSeq, a predicted model, not a curated record